Papaver somniferum (opium poppy) is the source of this 2118-nucleotide messenger RNA. RefSeq names its product T-complex protein 1 subunit alpha-like. Lineage: Eukaryota; Viridiplantae; Streptophyta; Magnoliopsida; Ranunculales; Papaveraceae. Gene Ontology annotation, cellular component: chaperonin-containing T-complex. The record is from RefSeq and is a predicted model, not a curated record. Gene Ontology annotation, molecular function: ATP hydrolysis activity; ATP-dependent protein folding chaperone; ATP binding. The coding region runs from base 84 to 1718 and encodes 544 amino acids. The transcript has a single exon. Gene Ontology annotation, biological process: protein folding.
CCCUAAUUAAAGAAUGCCUUCUUCUUUUGCUACAUUCAAAAACUAAACUCGUAUCGUGAUAGAUCUAGGGUUUUCAGUCGGAAAUGACGAUUUCAGCACAAACACCUGAUAUCUUGGGAGAUCGACAGUCAGGCCAAGAUGUGAGAACUCAAAAUGUUGUGGCUUGCCAAGCAAUUUCAAACAUCGUCAAAUCAUCACUUGGACCUGUUGGAUUAGACAAGAUGCUUGUGGAUGAUAUCGGUGAUGUAACAAUCACAAACGAUGGUGCUACAAUACUGAAGAUGUUAGAAGUUGAGCAUCCAGCUGCUAAGGUACUUGUUGAGUUAGCCGAGUUACAAGAUCGGGAAGUUGGAGAUGGUACCACUUCUGUCGUGAUUGUUGCUGCAGAAUUGCUCAAGAGAGCCAAUGAUCUUGUCAGGAAUAAGAUACAUCCAACAUCUAUAAUCAGCGGGUACAGACUUGCUAUGAGAGAAGCCUGCAAGUAUAUUGAUGAGAAACUGGCUGUUAAGGUUGAAAAGCUUGGGAAAGAUUCGCUUAUCAACUGUGCAAAGACAAGCAUGUCUUCGAAACUAAUUGCUGGAGAUAGUGAUUUUUUUGCGAAUUUGGUUGUAGAUGCAGUACAAGCAGUGAAGACAACUAAUGUUCGGGGAGAAAUUAGAUACCCGAUCAAGGGGAUUAAUAUUCUGAAAGCUCAUGGUCAAAGUGCAAAGGACAGCUACUUGUUGAAGGGUUACGCUCUCAAUACUGGUCGUGCUGCACAAGGGAUGCCUACUAGAGUUUCCCCUGCGCGCAUUGCGUGCCUUGAUUUUAAUCUUCAGAAGACGAAGAUGCAGAUGGGUGUUCAAGUCUUGGUCAGUGACCCUAGGGAACUUGAAAAAAUUAGGCAGAGAGAAGCUGACAUGACAAAGGAGCGCAUUGAGAAACUAUUGAAAGCAGGAGCCAAUGUUGUUCUUACAACCAAAGGAAUUGAUGAUAUGGCACUCAAGUACUUUGUGGAAGCUGGGGCAAUUGCAGUAAGGCGUGUUCACAAAGAAGAUUUGCGUCAUGUUGCCAAAGCAACUGGUGCCACUGCUGUCUCCACAUUUGCUGACAUGGAGGGAGAAGAGACAUUUGAUCCAUCACUCCUUGGAUUUGCAGAUGAAGUUGUAGAAGAGCGCAUUUCUGAUGAUGAUGUUAUUAUGAUUAAAGGGACCAAGAACAAUAGUGCUGUAUCAUUGAUCCUCAGAGGUGCAAAUGACUACAUGCUAGACGAGAUGGAAAGAGCAUUGCAUGAUGCUUUGUGCAUUGUCAAGAGGACCCUUGAGUCCAAUGUGGUGGUUGCUAGCGGAGGUGCUGUCGAGUCUGCAUUAUCUGUGUAUUUGGAGUACCUUGCAACAACUUUGGGAUCUCGGGAACAGUUGGCAAUAGCGGAGUUUGCUGAAGCUCUUUUGAUCAUACCUAAGGUUCUUUCUGUAAACGCUGCUAAGGAUGCCACUGAGUUGGUUGCAAAACUUAGAGCUUACCACCAUACUGCGCAAACAAAGGCAGACAAGCAGCAUCUUUCAAGCAUGGGUCUAGAUCUUACCAAGGGAACCACACGCAACAAUUUAGAAGCUGGUGUUAUUGAACCUGCGAUGAGCAAAGUGAAGAUCAUACAGUUUGCAACUGAAGCAGCAAUAACGAUUCUUCGAAUUGAUGACAUGAUCAAGCUCGUCAAAGAUGACCAGGGUGAGGAGUAAAGUGGCCGCAGUUACGACAGAAUCCAGGUUGGAGCUCUUUCUUCACUACUGGAACACUCUUCCAGGUGUGGCUUUCUCUUCAAGGGUUCUCUUUUGUUGCCUUGAAAUUGAACAUGAAUUUUAGGAGUUUCAGGAUUGAUAUAUUAGCUUGGGUUUUAGCAUAUUACUGCCCUGGUUGUGCAUGUUUUUUCUGAUUACUCUUUGACCUCUACUGUUGCAAUUAUGCUUUUAUAGGUAGGAUAGUCAGUGUCAGAAUGUGGUUUUGGAAUUUUUAUGUGUUUAACACCUCCUCUUUAUCAUCCUUGUGUGAUUCUGAUUUUCGAAUUUAGGCUGCUGCUGUAGAUGAUACAACUGACCGAGGAAUUUUGAUGUAUUGCUUAUAAAAUCCCUACCCUUGUCA